AACCCAGGCAAGAAGACCGAAAGAGGACGAAUGCAAUGAAAGAGAUGAGAGCUUCUCAAUGGACAGCGAUUUAGACUACAGCUCCGAUGACAACAUGACGGGUAACUCGAUGUGUCAGAAAGAUGAUGGGGAGGGUAACGUGGAUGAGGGCGUCCAAGGGUCCAACGAUGGCAGCACCACGUCUACGGGCAAGAACCGGCGGCGAACGGCGUUCACGAGCGAGCAGCUCUUGGAACUGGAGAAGGAGUUCCAUUGUAAGAAAUACCUGUCUUUAACGGAACGCUCUCAGAUUGCGCAUGCCUUGAAACUCAGCGAAGUUCAAGUCAAGAUCUGGUUCCAGAACCGGAGGGCCAAGUGGAAGCGCGUGAAGGCUGGUAACGUCAACUCCAAAACCGGCGAGCUCAGAAACCCUAAAAUCGUGGUGCCUAUCCCCGUGCACGUCAGCCGGUUUGCAAUAAGGAGUCAGCACCAACAGUUAGAGCAAGCCAGACCAUAACAUUUUUUAUGUUAAACCCGAUGGACUAAAAUCAGAUUAGUUAAUUACACUGUUUAAAAACAGAAAAACAGCACACACGUUAUUUUGGAAUUGGACUACUGAUAAUCACAAACCAAGUUUAUCCUUUGGUGAGUCUUUGUAAAUCUUUGUAAGCCAGAGGAGAGCAAAUUAAUUGAUGGCCCAUUGCUUUUCCUCUGCAUUACUGCUGAAUCGAUCCCCUGAUGGUAAGCUGAUUAAAUACCAAGAAGACAAAAAAACUCAAAAUGGUGACAUAUGUAUCACCUUGGUUACGAGUGUACAUACCGAGAUGGACCAUAACUAUAACCGCCAUGGGACCAAAUUGAGGACAUUACAACAAGACAACAAUACAUCCAAUUGUACAUUUCCGAGAUAUUGAUCAAAAAUAUAGCUACUUUUACGUCUGUUAGAUCUUCUUUGCCGGUUGUGCUGCUGAUUCUGAAGGAUCUUGCUUGUAUUAUUGUUGUUUUUGCAGCAGGCGCAAAUCAGAUCAGAAUGAACAGGAGCACUUUUAUCAUUUCUAAUUUGAUCACCCCCCAUACCAAUACACAAUAUUGUACACAUAGCCUACAAAUAUGCUCAGACACCUCAACCAUCAAUCAUCUCCACCAAAAGCAAAGAGUGGCCCUGUAAAACCAUCCUACUUUUGUUCUCAGUUUGAGUUUCUUUCAUUGUUUCAUUCCAUGGUUGCUUGAAUUAUUUUUCCUCAUUGUGACUUUUUCAACAGUCAAGAAGCACGCUGCUAAUUUAUUUAAUAUUGUGCAAAAAGUAACUAACAUUCCAUGACUUAUUGAGUAAAUAAAUAAAGUGUGCAUUAAAGAUGAA
This is a messenger RNA of Salvelinus sp. IW2-2015, 1339 nucleotides long. Its product is annotated as homeobox protein GBX-2-like. NCBI's taxonomy places the organism in Eukaryota, Metazoa, Chordata, Actinopteri, Salmoniformes, Salmonidae. Gene Ontology annotation, biological process: regulation of nervous system development; regulation of transcription by RNA polymerase II. The record is from RefSeq and is a predicted model, not a curated record. Gene Ontology annotation, cellular component: nucleus. Gene Ontology annotation, molecular function: DNA-binding transcription factor activity, RNA polymerase II-specific; RNA polymerase II transcription regulatory region sequence-specific DNA binding.